This is a messenger RNA of Heterostelium album PN500, 3729 nucleotides long. RefSeq lists its product as uncharacterized. Lineage: Eukaryota; Evosea; Eumycetozoa; Acytosteliales; Acytosteliaceae. Gene Ontology annotation, biological process: sexual reproduction. Gene Ontology annotation, molecular function: protein binding. The transcript has 6 exons. Bases 1 to 3729 code for a protein of 1242 amino acids. The record is from RefSeq and is a predicted model, not a curated record.
AUGAAUAAAUCUAUAAUAUUGUUUUUAUCUUUUCUAAUAAAUAUAAUUGUUGUUGUUAAUGGCCAAUGGCAUAUUGAAUUCGAAUAUUCAGCUGCUGGAUGUGGUGGAGUUCUGAAUAGAGCCUCAUCAUUUUUGAAUAAUAUGUGUUAUAAUUACGAUAAUGGUGGUCCAUAUUCACAUAGAUACAUUGUAUCUGGAUCUACAACACUCCGUCAAAUAUUCAGUAGUACUGACUGUUCAGGAGCUCCAACUACACAAGCUACUUUCGCUGGAAAUACAUGUUAUGAUAAUUUAAUGAAAUAUGCAAUAGUAAAUGAACCUGCUAUUUCGCCAGGUGGUUGGAUUUCAUUAGAACGUACUCCUGGAAAUGCUUUAUCUGGUUGUGGAGUUUAUGAAAGUGAAAGACAUAUUUUUAGAUUGGCUACUUGUGUCAAGACCUAUGAUCUUCCUAAUUUUCCUUUCAAUACUUAUUUUAGUAGUGGUUCGGUUGGCCAUGUUUACAAUUUAGUGUGUCCCAAUACUCUUUUCAACUUCCAACCGUGUAGUAGUGAUCCCCAAAGAAUUACAUCAAUAUUAACACCAACCAUUUCCUAUUCAAUAACCAAUCCAACUCUUAUCAAUUCCAAUACAAUUCUUUUAAAUCCUUUUACCAGCAACUUUAAAUAUACAUACAAAUUCCUUACUGAAUAUUUUAACCCCAACACCGGAAGUUUUGUCGUUGCAUGCAAUCAAUAUUCAUCACUGGCAUGUCAAUUCUCUGUUCCAGCUGGAAUUCCUUACACCUAUGUUAGAGUUAGAGCUAACGGUGAUGAAUCAUUAACUGCUGCUCCUAUUUAUACAUCACCUAAUUUUAAUUUACCAAUGCCACCUGUUAUGAAUGCAAUUAAUUCAAUCAUUACCACUACAAAAUCUGUACAAUUUUCAUAUUCUGCUACCAAUUCCCCAACUUCCUAUACUGUCAAUGUGAAUAGUGUUCCUCGUCCUGAAUGUUCUGGUUUAACUACUUGUAAAAUAAGUGGAUUGACACCAGGUUCUCCCUAUUCUAUUUCUGUCUCUGCUACAAAUGGUUAUGGAACAUCAACUCCUGUUUCUGCACCCGCUGGUAAUCUUUAUGCCAGUAUCAAAAUUCAAACGAUAACUGCAACUCCAUCUGCUGGUCAAAUAGUGGUAGACUAUACUUCUUUAAAUGGUAUCCCAGGUCAAACCACUUACACAACCACAUUAAAUAAUUAUCCAGGUGGUUGCACAGGUAUUUACACACUCCGAUGUAUAAUUAGUAAUCUACCAGCACAAUUUUCUACAACUGUAACUGUAGUUGCUACUAACGAUGGUGAUUCAAAUAGCGAUGUAAGAAGUAUUGACUUUUUGGCACCAGCCAUGAAUCCAAUUGUAAUGUCCUCAGUCAAAACAAAAUCUAUUACUUUCACAUACUCAGCAUCGAGAACACCUACUUCUUAUACUGUUUUGGUUAAUAAUAUUGCACACCCAGAAUGCUCGGCAACCACUACUUGUAUAGUCAGUGGCUUAACAUCUGGUUCCCUCUUUUCAAUUUCCAUAACUGCUACCAAUGUAGCCGGUACCUCUCCUGCCACACAAACUAGUGGAACUUUAUAUCCAGAUGUUGUUGCUCCAACUGUAACAUUAACUCCAUCAACUAGUACCAUAGUUGUUGACUAUGAGUCUUUGGGUGGUAUAACUGGUCAAACUCUAUACACUACAAAACUUGAUAAUACACCAGUAUCUACUUGUACCAAUAUUGCUGCUUUAAGAUGUACUAUUACCGGACUUCCAGGUCAAUUUGCAAAUGACGUGACUGUUGUAGCAAUUAAUGAUGGUCUUUCACAACAAACCACUCAAAGAGUUGAGUUCUUAGCACCUGUUGUUAAUCCAAUUACAAUAGUUGAAAAGAAAACCAAGUCUAUUACCUUCUCCUAUUCUGCUUCUCGUUCACCAACUUCAUAUGAUGUCAGUGUAAAUGGACUUUCCAAUCCACAAUGCUCUUCGAAAACCACCUGCACAUUUACUGGUUUAACAGCAGGUUCAUCAUAUACUAUUCAAGUAACUGCUACUAAUGGUGCUGGUAUUUCUCUACCAAUUACAUCAACAGGAAUUCUUUAUCCAUCAGUUGAUAAUUUAUUCUUGAUGUCUACACCAACUUGGAAUAGAAUGUUAGUGGAAUACAAUUCAACAGGUGGUUUCCCAAAUAACACUGUUUAUACUACACAAAUCGAUGGAGUCAAUGUACCUGGUUGUAUUCAAAUUGCUUCAUUGGAAUGCCAAAUCAAUGGUUUAAAGGCACAAUAUUCACAUAAUAUUACCGUUUUGGCUUUCAAUGAUGGUGAUACCAUUCAAUCAUCUUUAAAUGUUACUUUUAAUGAUAUGGUUCCUAUUACAUCAUCUCAAUUUAUUCAUGUUGAAUCAACUCAAAAUACAAUCAAUGUCAAAUGGAGUGCUUCAACUGGAGGUGUACCUGGUUUAACUGUCUAUGAUUUGUCUUUAUCAAUUGAUAAUUCAUCAUGGAUAGUAGAGUUUAAAAAUAUUACCAUCACUGAAGCUACCAUUUCAGACUUAAUUCCAUCGGUCAACUAUUACUUAAGAGUAUCAGUGAAGAAUUCAGAUAAUCCACCAAUUCAUACCUAUACUAAUACUCAAACCUUGGGACUUGGAGCAGAGGAUUGUAAAUGUACCAAUGGUAUCUGUGAUGCCAGUUUUAAAUUCUGUUUAUGCAAUGCUGGCUGGACAGGUUCACGAUGCGAAUUUAAGCACGAUGUCGUUGAAGGUGAGAUGAAACCACCAACUAUAACACCAAACCCCACUAGACCUGAGGUAAUUAUCGACAAUGGUGAUUCCCAAUACACUUUCAAAAUAAGUACAAUCAUUGAAAGAAGUGAACUAUUAGAAGAGAUCUCUAGAAUGGACCUUUCAAGCUUGAACUGGGAUCUCCAAUCAAAUCUUAGUACUAUUAUUAAACAUCCCAAUAGUUUAAUGAAUGUUUCAAUGAACCAAUGGAUUUACUCGGCUAAAAUCCAGAAAGCCGAAGAUUUAAUUAUCAAGUUCACUCAAAUCAACCCGAUAUCCAAUGAAUCAACUCCUACCUUCCCAAUGGAAUUUGCUGGUGAAUCGUUCAAUUUGACAAUUGGUUCACUUAAAUAUCAAAUUGAAGUUAAGAAAUGGGAUUUUACAACCAAACUUAACCACUUGGAAAUUCAAUCGACUGUUGAAUCUAAACUUGAUGACUGUGUUAACCCAGAAUCUCAAUUUUCAGAUGGUACCGGAAUUUCAGAUAUUGCAAUUCGUCAACCUUCUGGUUAUUUCUUAUUUGGCAGAGUCUCCAAGAGAAUUCUUCUUGAUAAAAUCCCUAGAAUGUCUACCAUUAAAUAUAAUCAAGUAAAUGUUUCAACUGCCACUAUUUCAACAUUGGUUAGCCAUUUCCAAGAUAGUUUGGUUGUAGAUCCAGAUUUCUCUGUACUUUUAGAUCUAGAUAGAAAAUCAGAUGUUAAGUGUGGUGGAGAAAAGAAAACCAAUGCUGCUGUUAUUGCAGGAUCCGUCGUUGGUGCAGUUGUUGGAGUAAGUUUAAUCACAGCCAGUGUAAUCUUAAUCAAGAAAAAGAAGAUUGCACAGAGAUACAAUAAUUAUUUGACUCAAAAGUUGAAACCAAAGAUGAUGGCAGACAAAAACAACAAUUUGAUGUACCUCUUAACCGAUCUAGGUGUCUCUAAUUCACUAUAG